Penicillium canescens is the source of this 1650-nucleotide messenger RNA. Its product is annotated as WD40 repeat domain-containing protein. Bases 1 to 1650 code for a protein of 549 amino acids. Gene Ontology annotation, cellular component: anaphase-promoting complex. NCBI's taxonomy places the organism in Eukaryota, Fungi, Ascomycota, Eurotiomycetes, Eurotiales, Aspergillaceae. The transcript is spliced from 2 exons. The record is from RefSeq and is a predicted model, not a curated record. Gene Ontology annotation, biological process: positive regulation of ubiquitin protein ligase activity; positive regulation of anaphase-promoting complex-dependent catabolic process; anaphase-promoting complex-dependent catabolic process. Gene Ontology annotation, molecular function: anaphase-promoting complex binding; protein binding; ubiquitin ligase activator activity.
AUGAGGCCUACAGUCCGUGACAAGAAGGAGGUUGUUCCACCAAAGCCCUUUCGCAUACUGGAUGCUCCCUUUCUUCGAGAUGACUUCUAUUGCAGUACACUGGCAUACUCAUUUACUUCUGGGAUUCUGGCAGUGGGCCUUGGUCAUAGAGUUUUUCUUUGGUCAGAAGGCCGAGGGGUGGAUUAUCCGCCCUUCCCAGACUUGCACCACUCAAAUUAUGUGACUUCUUUGUCAUUUUCAUCCGAUAUUGGUGGGAGAAGUAUCCUUGCGGUAGCUCGUCGGUCUGGCCAGCUCUCUUUAUGGAGUACCUUUGAAGCGGAUGUUCGGUUCGAGAUCAGUCAUCCCAACAGCAUUGCAUGCGUGGCAUUCAAGCAGAAAACAUCUCGGAGACCUUCUGAACGAUUCAUCCAUAAGGAAGUUGAGACGGAAGAGCUAGCCGCUGGUGAUGAUUUUGGCAACGUUUGGUACUACUCAGUGGAGUGGCCAGACGCCAAGGACAGAGCCGAGUGGAAAUGGAACGGAUCCAUGACUCUACUUGCCAAGAUUUGUGCUCAUACCCAGCAGAUCUGUGGACUGGCCUGGUCACCCGAUGACAGAUAUUUGGCCACGGGCGGUAAUGACAAUACCUGUCUCUUGUUUGAAAUGGGCGAGAUCGUCCCAAUACAGCCUUUGGACCACGCAGGCUCACCCGUGACGCCGCCUGAUUCUCCAAGUCAGUUCAGCCUCGGCGCCUUUCCGUACCUCGCCCUGGGUACAGCUACAAGACGACUGUUCCGUAGACAGACUGCUAUGAAUCACUUUUUCCCAUCAUGGGUCAAUCCUCCUCCUAUAAGACCCCAAGUCACAACUCCGCUCUUGAGCAACGCGGGAACACUGAUUUCUGGAAGUGGACGCACAAUUCUGGUCCCUUACAAUCGUCAAAAGCAUCGCCUCCUGCAUUCAGCGGCUGUCAAGGCAAUUGCUUUCGCGCCAUGGCAAUCAUCUCUUCUCGCAACCGGAGGAGGCACGAAUGACCGCGCCAUCCACUUCUAUCACACCCGGAGCGGAGCCUGUUUAGCAACAAUCAACGUAUUUGCCCAGGUUACCAGUCUGAUCUGGAGUCAAACUCGACGCGAGAUCGCUGCUACUUUCGGUUAUUCACAGCCCGAUCACCCAUUCCGAAUCGCCGUCUUCGCCUGGCCCAGCUGCGCACAGAUAGCUGUCAUUCCAUGGGGUCCCUAUGGAGCCAGCUGGGAUGGACCUGAUCCACCUGCCAACAUCGAUUGCGGACGAGCUCUGUGGGCAGUUCGAUACCCAGGAAGGCUCCACCACCCACCCAGUGUUUUGUUGGACAGACCAGAUACUUCGUCUUCUUCACGGUCACCUUCAUUGGGGCGCUCACGAUCUCCGGCUCGAGAAUUCCGGGCUCGCGGGCGCAGGACGGAGUCACGGAUGGUGAGUCCAAAGGAGAAAGAGGGUGGAAUGUGGUGUACGCGAACUAUGGAAGAGGGAUGUAUCAUUGUGGCGUCUAGUGAUCAGACUGUCAAGUUUCAUGAGGUUUGGACUGGAAGGCGGACAACCACUGGCUCUGCUUGUGGGCUUUUGGGAGGCAGCGAUAUCCUUGAGGGCAUGGAGGGCAUUGAGAAGUCUGGUGGAGAAGUCAUUCGCUAG